Tachysurus vachellii is the source of this 1851-nucleotide messenger RNA. Its product is annotated as zinc finger protein 701-like. The transcript has 6 exons. Lineage: Eukaryota; Metazoa; Chordata; Actinopteri; Siluriformes; Bagridae. The record is from RefSeq and is a predicted model, not a curated record. The coding region runs from base 398 to 1684 and encodes 428 amino acids.
AACGAAGAACAGCGGAAGUUGUUGUCUGAGAACAACAAAAACAAAAUAUCUCCUAAUACCCUAGAUUAGUGCACUACUAAGGGCAUGAAAUGUAGCGCGCUAAGUAAAUAGAAUAGAGUCAUUUCAGAUUGAUCCUAAUGCGUGGUUCCCAAAUCGCACACUAGUACUAUGCUAGCAUACUUUAUUAGCAUACUUUAUUAGCAUACUAUGCUAGCAUACUGUUAGCAUACUAUGCUAGCAUACUUUGUUAGCAUACUUUGUAGUGCUGGAGUAUGUGAUUGGGACGUAGCUGGAUGCAACGCAAAAGGUCUCUAGCUAUCAGGUAUCUAUAAUUCGCGAGCUCUGAAAAUAAUAAUUAAUUCUACGUGUUUCUAGCCUUUUAGUCUACAAGAUAAAGAUGGUCGACUCUCAUUUUCACGUUCAGCUGACAGCUGUGUUGGAUGUGCUCAUGAAAACAGCAGUAUCAGACAUUUGUGCUCUGGCUGAGAGCUGGUUUAAAUCCUUUCACAUGGAAUUAGCGAGAAGCAAAAAGGAAAACGAAGAUUUAAGGAAAAGGCUGCAGAUCAUAGAACAAGAAAAACACCAUGAACCUGCAGCUGAAACUGCUCUGGAGAGUAAAAUAACCAAAGAGGAGAAAGAUGACACUGGCAGUGAAGUGAGAGAUACAGACGAUUCUGGCAGCACAGUGUAUGCAGGAACCUCUACAGAAGAUCUACCUGCCAGUGCACAUCUAUGGCCUUCUUCUUCUGAGGAAGACUUUAAGAAAAGAAAUUGUUCAGCAACUGAAUCUGCGCCAGACAAAAGUACACACUCGAGAUGGAACCAUACAGCAAUGAGCUCGAAAACCAAAAUUCUGGAUAGACCUUUUAUGGAAAGAGUAGAGCAAAGGCUAGAUGAUACAGAAGGAAACAGUCGAUGUUAUGCACGCAGUAAUGAACUCAAAGCUGAUUCAGAGAAGUCUCAGCCUGCUCGCCAAACCUCAGAGUGCAGCGUCAAUGUUGGCUCACACCGUGAAGAUGAGAGUGUAGUGUGUGUGGUGCUGGAUGAUCUGUCUGAGAUGGCGUGUCCUCAGAACAGACGAGAAGAUCAACAGCCUGACAUCUCCUGCUUAUGGACACCCGACUUCCAGCCGAAUUCCACACAUCUGCUAAGAGGAAAUCAAUCAGCUUUCACAAACUCAGACUGUAGAAUGAAUUUAAAUUUGGACAAAGAUUUUAAUUUAGCAGUGGCAGACAAAAAUGUCAAACAUUUGGAUUGUUCUGAAAGUUUCUCAGGUUUUCUGCCAUGUGAGAAAAGCAGCAUAUUUGUUUGUGAUGUCUGUGGGAAAAAUCUUUCAACAAAAAAUUCCCUUGCUUCCCACUACAGACUGCACACCGGAGAGAAACCGUUCAUGUGUGCUCAGUGUGGCAAGAGUUUCGCCAAGAAAUUUAACCUUGAUAUCCACUACAACAUCCACACUGGAGCAAAACCCUACACAUGCAAACUCUGCCCAAAGUCCUUUGCCGAUCCAAGCGCUUUUAGGCGACACGAAUGGAUACACACACGCAAAUCACAACAAAAAACCUUCAACGUUAAGUACAGAUUCAAUUGUAAUAUAUGUGGCAAAUGUUUUCUGUCAAAACCAUCACUUGCUGCACAUUCUCAGUUGCACAAUGCAGAGAAGCAACAAAAGGUUUUGUUCUAAUGUUAAAGAGACUCAGAAAAAUUCCUCAAAACCUGCUUUUUUUAUAAGCCUAUACUCUGAUUCUACAGAAAGCUGUUUAUUUCACUUUUUUUUAUGCACUUGACAUUUCCUGGAGUUUUCUUUACAUCAACAUAUUUAAACCUGAAAUUACUGUUGCAUCAAUAUUG